AUGUUUCCCCCUUGCAGAUUUAUAAUAGAAUCAGAAGAUACUCUCGAUCUAUCUGAUGAUAAAAAUUCAGAUUCGGAUUAUGAUAAUGAAACUGAAGAUGAAGAAGAUCAAAAAGCACUUGGUAAUCAUCAAUUUAUUUUAGAAUAUAUGGAAAAGGUUGCUAGUUUUGCACGGCCAGAUCAAUCCAGCUUUCACUAUGAGAUGGCUCCGAAUCGAACAUUAUCUUAUGUAGGAGAGAAGACCACUUAUGUAUCAGUUAAUUCUAUUAAUGCUACAACUCAUUUUUACACAGUGAUGCCAAUCAUCACUGCCGUUGAUCAGCUGAUAAAUCCUGUUUUUAUUUGUCUUCAAGAACGGACUGGCCAAUUUCCAGUCACAAAAAAGAUCUUUUCAUCAUCAAAUAUAGUAACAACUUGCAGUGAAUCUGGAAAAGUAAGUACAGAUCAACAUACUUUCAAACAUUUUUUAGCUAGCAUGUAA
Molecule: messenger RNA, 480 nt
Organism: Rotaria sp. Silwood2
Lineage: Eukaryota; Metazoa; Rotifera; Eurotatoria; Philodinida; Philodinidae
Source: the annotation of a GenBank genome assembly